AUGGUGUUGUUGCGUAGGCACCCAAAUUGGCAACAACGUGCAAGAGAGGAUGUGUUACAAAUCUUUGGCAUAAAAAAACUAGAUUUUGAUGGACUAAAUAAUUUGAAGAUCGUGACCAUGAUUUUGUACGAGGUUCUAAGGUUAUACCCUCCUGUACUAAAACUUGUUCGGAAUAUUGAGAAAGAAGUGAAACUUGGAAACUUAAUAUUACCUGUUGGAGUGGAAGUUUCCUUACCAAUUCUUUUGGUUCACCAUGACCGUGAACUUUGGGGUGAUGACGUUAAGAUGUUCAAUCCUGACAGAUUUUCUGAAGGAAUUUCCAAAGCAACAAAUGGUAGACAUUCAUUUUUUUCAUUUGGAGGAGGUCCUAAAAUUUGCAUUGGACAAAACUUUUCCAUGAUGGAAGCAAAGAUGGCAACCACAAUGAUUUUGCAGCAUUUCUCAUUUGAACUUUCACCAACCUAUACUCAUGCUCCAUCCCCAACGGUUACUCUUCAGCCACAGUAUGGUGUUCAAAUUAUUAUACGUAGAUGGGAAACAUAA
Lathyrus sativus (Indian pea) is the source of this 543-nucleotide messenger RNA. The record is from the annotation of a GenBank genome assembly. Lineage: Eukaryota; Viridiplantae; Streptophyta; Magnoliopsida; Fabales; Fabaceae.